UUGUAAACAUUCCAGGUAGAUGACCCAACUUUUCGAACGGAGACGCCAUUAAAAAUGGCGGACAAGUCUGUCGUAGCGCUUGUCCUAUCUAUGAUAGCGGUCGCUUUCCUUGUUGGAGCUUUCGCAAGUCCAUACUGGGUAGAAUCUUUCCAGAAAUCAGACAGUCGAUUUAUUAAGGCAGGGUUGUGGGAGUUUUGUUUCAAUGAUUACACGUUUUGGAAGGACUACAAUGGAAACAGGUACAAGGGCUGCUGGUAUAUCUUCUCCGACCAGUACAGGCCUAUUUGGGAAUGGCUCUCCCCUCAUUGGUUCAUGGCUGUACAGGUGAUGGUGAGCGUGGCACUUCUGUUCCUGGUCAUCACAACGUUUACAGGUAUCCUGGCUGUUUGUCACGUGUUCCCGGAAUACCUUGAGGAAAUCAUCUUAUUGGGCUGUAGCCUCGUCAAGUUUGUCAUAGUGAUUAUACAGUUCAUUGUCCUGGUGCUGUUUGGGGUCCAGAAGGAAGACCGACAGUGGGUGCCACGGCCCGAUCAGAACUUCUUGUCAUGGUCCUACGGACUCUUUGCAGUUUCUACAAUCAUGACACUUGCUGCAGCUGUCACACUUCUCAAGGCUGGUCUCGACCUUCGAAAGAAACUCAAGGAAGAUUUCCCUAGGAGGCGCUACUAGUUCAAAUUUGUCCGUAAACUUUCGAAUCAAACUUGUGAAGAACAUGUUACCACAGAUAUACAAAUAUAAAGAUCAUAUUUAUGACUUUGUCUUGGAUAUCUUACGUAAUGAUUUAUCAAAAUAUUGAAUGUAAACAGGUAAUUUAAACAUUUAAAUUAUCAUCAAGAUUUUGAAUCUUCAGUAAAAAUUAGGACAAGGAAAUGCAACCGUUAUAAUUUUCUUGCACAGUUCCAUCAUUUUCAUGCAUUGAAAGAAUUUGUAAAUAUACAUGUUCUUUUAACUUAUUCACCCCUGAAAUUUCCUAAUGAACUAUUCCAACCUUUGAAUUGGAAGACCAGUUCAGAUGUAUUUUCAGGGGUGAAUGAGUUAAUGCUCGAGUCUAGAUGUUUGUAAAUAUCUGUUUAAAUUCAGUUACAAAGAAUGCAAAUAUAUCUUAAAGAAGCUCCAUGAGGGAAGACAACAUACCAAACUGCUUUUCAUAUAUUUCCAAGUGCUGAAAUAAUUAAUAUCAAGUAAAUAUUUAGAAAUUUAUUCUGCAUUUCUUGCAUAUCUUGAGUUUCAAUUAUAACAAAGAUUAAAAAUGUAUGCACUGAAAGUUCAGGACUUGUCACUGAAUAUGGCUUAUACGUAAUUUUGCACUUUAUAAGUCAAGCAUCACAGUUUUUAUUU
Mizuhopecten yessoensis (Yesso scallop) is the source of this 1338-nucleotide messenger RNA. RefSeq lists its product as uncharacterized. Bases 55 to 669 code for a protein of 204 amino acids. The record is from RefSeq and is a predicted model, not a curated record. Gene Ontology annotation, cellular component: membrane. Lineage: Eukaryota; Metazoa; Mollusca; Bivalvia; Pectinida; Pectinidae. The transcript has 3 exons.